AUGACUUCAUCAAACAACAAUGUCUUCAGUCAAGUCCGUUCAAAGCUGCGGCAAUCUCGCUCCAGCAUGAUGCUGACAGGCUCGACACAUACUCAACUCGAGCAGACCAAUUGGGAAAAUGUUCCGGUGGCAUUUCGCCCAGUUGAGAGAGCAGAGGUUCGAUAUGUACAUGGUUACUAUUUGGAUCGACCACUUCCUGGACCCCCUCCACGCCCGCGAACAACAUCUCCUCCAGCCCUCGAGCCUCGGGCAGUAUUGGAUAUUAGCCACCUCAGAAGUCCUACACCUCGCACACACCGCAGCAGGUCGGCUGAAAUGGCGCAAAGGGAAUGGACAGGAUUUGAUGGCCAUGAGUCGAGCUUCCAAAACAAGAGGGCAAGUGUCAAUAUUGCCAUUGCCCUGCCGCCAGACCAUCUCGAUCCUCCUCCACCGUACUCUCGCUACCCUUCUCCGCCAUCCACACAUUCUGAUCCUUGGUUGGGUCCGCAACCUCCUCGCGUCCACGAACAGCCGUUCAUAAAACCCUACAACCCAAUCGAUUAUGUCCGUCAGCCGAGUCAGGUUACGAGACGGCCACCUGAGGAGGUACCCAUCAUAGCUGCUCCGCAGCCGCCCACUCCGGUAUCCCCCCUUAAUGCCCUGGAUUUGCAAUACCUGGCUAUGAGACACCCGCCAGCCGCCGAUGGCAAUGUUACCAUCGACGGUCUUCUGGAUCAUCCUAUGCUGCAACAGAGGUGA
Fonsecaea multimorphosa CBS 102226 is the source of this 738-nucleotide messenger RNA. RefSeq lists its product as uncharacterized. The coding region runs from base 1 to 738 and encodes 245 amino acids. The transcript has a single exon. Lineage: Eukaryota; Fungi; Ascomycota; Eurotiomycetes; Chaetothyriales; Herpotrichiellaceae. The record is from RefSeq and is a predicted model, not a curated record.